Oldenlandia corymbosa var. corymbosa is the source of this 1008-nucleotide messenger RNA. The record is from the annotation of a GenBank genome assembly. NCBI's taxonomy places the organism in Eukaryota, Viridiplantae, Streptophyta, Magnoliopsida, Gentianales, Rubiaceae.
AUGCCGUCAGCAACUUCCGGCCAAGUCGUUUGUGUCACCGGCGCCGGUGGUUACAUAGCCUCAUGGAUUGUGAAACUUCUCCUUGAGAGAGGCUACACUGUACGAGGAACUGUUAGAAACCCCGAUGAUGCAAAGAAUAAUCAUUUGAGGGAGCUGGAAGGAGCCAAGGAGAGAUUGACACUGUGCAAAGCUGAUCUUCUUGAUUACGAGAGUUUACGUGAAGCAAUCAACGGCUGUGAUGGCGUUUUCCACACUGCUUCUCCCGUCACCGAUGAUCCAGAACAAAUGGUGGAGCCGGCGGUGAUAGGGACGAGGAACGUGAUCAAUGCAGCCGCCGAAGCCAAAGUAAGGAGGGUGGUGUUCACAUCUUCCAUUGGUGCCGUUUACAUGGACCCUAACCGGGAUCCUGAAAAAGUUGUGGAUGAAUCUUGCUGGAGCGAUCUUGAUUUCUGCAAGAACACCAAGAAUUGGUAUUGCUAUGGGAAGACUGUGGCGGAACAAGAAGCCGUCAAAGAAGCCGAGCUCAAAGGAGUCGAUUUGGUGGUGAUCAACCCGGUGUUGGUGUUGGGGCCAUUGUUACAACCCACCGUGAAUGCUAGUGUACUUCACAUCCUCAAGUAUUUGACUGGCUCUGCAAAGACUUAUGCCAACUCCAUUCAAGCUUAUGUCCACGUUAAGGAUGUUGCAUUGGCUCACAUUCUCCUCUAUGAAACUCCCUCUGCCUCAGGGCGUUACCUCUGCGCUGAGAGCGUGCUUCAUCGCGGCGAUGUCGUGGAAAUCUUGGCCAAGUUCUUCCCCGAGUAUCCUAUCCCCAUGAAGUGUUCUGAUGAAAUAAGGCCAAGAGCAAAACCAUACAAGUUUUCGAACCAAAAGCUCAAGGACUUGGGACUUGAAUUCACCUCAGUGAAGCAAACCCUUUAUGAAACAGUUAAAAGUCUUCAGGAGAAAGGUCAUCUUCCACUCCCAGUCACAGCAGAGAGUGAUGAGGCAAUUAAAAUUCAGUCUUAG